AUGUCUGCCGAUCCUGUUGGCGCAGGUGUGGCCUCCGCUAGCCCGCCGUCCACUAUGGCUACCACCACUGUCAAAGUCGACGGCAUGACCUGCGGAGCCUGCACUUCUGCUGUCGAGGGCGCUUUCAAGGGUGUGGAAGGGGUUGAAGAGAUCUCCGUGAGCUUGAUGAUGGGUCGCGCUGCAGUACAACACGAUCCGUCAAUACUUUCGCCGUCAAAAGUUGCGGAGAUGAUCGAGGACUGCGGGUUCGAUGCGGCGGUCUUAUCGACCGAAGACCAUCUCAAGAGUGGUGUAACUGAUACACAAGAAUCUUCCAGAACAUAUACAUCCAUAACCACCCUCGCGAUCGAAGGCAUGACCUGCGGCGCAUGCACCUCUGCGGUUGAAAGCGGACUGACUGACGUUGCUGGUAUCGACUCGGUCAAUGUGUCGCUGCUCUCAGAGCGAGCGAUGGUGGAACAUAAUGCGGGCGUUAUUACCCCGGAACAAAUUGCGGAGAUCGUUGAAGAUCGAGGAUUUGGAGCGCGAGUGUUGGAAACCAAGGUGUCUGCGGGCCCAGACGAUGAAUCCACUCUCGCCGACAUGAUUGAAGACAAGAGAGGACAUAUGGUGACUACAGUUGCGAUUGAAGGGAUGACUUGCGGCGCUUGUACUUCAAGUGUGGAGAAUGCCUUUGCUGAUGUUGACGGCCUGGUCCAGUUCAACAUCAGUCUUCUCGCCGAGCGCGCAGUGAUCGUACAUGAUCGAUCAAUACUCACUGCUAAGGCUAUAUUGGCACUCAUUGACGAUGCUGGGUUUGAUGCGUCGAUCGUAUCAUCUGAAGCGCAGGAACCGCUCUCAAGGAAAAUCCAGCAGCUCAAUCUCAGUCUCCACGGCCUACGAGAUGCCUCAUCCGCCUCUGCGCUAGAAAACGAUCUUUCUUCCCGGUCCGGAAUCAAGUCCGCGUCUAUCACGUUAUCAAAUUCCCAACUAGCUGUUGCCUUCGAUACGUCUGUGAUUGGCAUUCGGUCUGUGUUUGAUGUGAUUGAGGCUGCUGGGUAUAAUGCGCUGAUCACGGAUUCGGAUGAUAACAAUGCGCAGUUGGAAUCGUUGUCUAAAACGAAGGAAAUCCAGGAAUGGCGACGAGCUUUCAUUGUUUCCGUUUCCUUUGCGGUUCCCGUAUUCUUCAUCAAUAUGCUGAUCCCCAUGUAUAUGCGCCCGAUCGAUUUGGGCCGCUUCCAGCUCUUCCCAGGUCUUUAUCUGGGAGACUUGGUCUGUCUUGCCCUCACCAUCCCAGUACAAUUCGGCAUCGGUCGACGGUUCUAUAUCACUAGUUUCAAAUCUUUAAGGCAUCGAUCCCCGACUAUGGAUGUUCUUGUCAUGCUAGGGACAUCGGCUGCCUUCUUUUACAGUUGUUUCACCAUGGCGAUGGCUAUUUUUAGCGAUUACCACAAACGUCCGAGUACUGUGUUUGAUACUAGCACUAUGCUCAUCACAUUUAUCACAUUGGGAAGAUGGUUGGAGAAUCGCGCCAAAGGACAGACGUCUGCAGCGCUCUCCCGCCUCAUGUCAUUAGCCCCAUCCAUGACUACGAUUUAUGAAGAUCCUAUUGCAGCAGAAAAAGUGGCUGAUGGUUGGGCGUCUCACGAUGCCCAGCCCGCACUGGCCGAGGAUUCAACAAUGAAGCAGAAACUUAUCCCUACGGAAUUGAUUCAAGUCGGGGACAUUGUCAUUCUCCACCCAGGUGACAAGGUGUCUGCUGACGGAAUUGUGAUUCGAGGUGAGAGUUAUGUCGAUGAGAGUAUGAUCACGGGAGAGGCCUUGCCAAUCCACAAGACUAAAGGCAGCCAUGUCAUUGCUGGCACUGUCAACGGCACCAGCGCGGUCGAUUUUAAAGUCACCCGGGCUGGCAAGGAUACCCAGCUAAGUCAGAUCGUCAAAUUGGUUCAGGAUGCACAGACAAGCCGGGCUCCUAUUCAACGCAUGGCAGAUAUUGUGGCUGGCUACUUUGUACCCACUAUUAUCUGUCUUGGCCUCAUUACCUUUUUCGGUUGGAUGUUCCUCAGCCAUAUCCUACCUAAUCCACCCAAGAUCUUCAAUUCUGAAGAGGCGGGUGGUAAGGUGAUGGUUUGCCUGAAGCUAUGUAUUUCGGUGAUCGUCUUCGCAUGUCCCUGUGCUUUGGGUCUUAGCACCCCCACCGCUGUGAUGGUUGGGACUGGUGUUGGUGCCGAAAAUGGAAUAUUAGUCAAGGGUGGCGCUGUACUCGAGGCUGCCACCAAGGUGAAUCACGUUGUCUUUGACAAGACAGGUACAUUGACUACGGGUCGGAUGAGUGUCGCUCAUACCCGGAUUGAACCCCAGUGGACUGCAAAUGAGUGGCGUCGUCAAUUAUGGUGGCUCCUCGUUGGUCUGGGCGAGAUGGGAAGUGAGCACCCAAUCGGACGAGCCAUUUUGUCUGAAGCCAAGACAGAAUCCGGUCAUCCUGGAGAAGAAGGGCUUCCGGGAAGUGUCGGGGACUUUGAUGCCUGCGUUGGCCAGGGAAUCUCAGCAACUGUUGAGCCAUCAACCUCCGCCGAGCGUAUCCGCUACCAAGUCCUUUUGGGUAAUGCAGAAUUCCUUCGUUCAAAGGAUAUCCCCGUGCCCGCAUCGGCAGAUCCCGAAUUAACGGGAGCUGACGACUCCGAGCCUCUGGAGCCUAAGCCUAAUGGCCCUGGAGCCGGUAUCACCCGAAUCCAUGUCGCUAUUGACAAUCGAUACGCAGGAACCAUCUCCCUUCGAGAUAGCCUCAAAGAUAGCGCGGUCGCCGCAGUUGCUGCCUUGCACCGCAUGGGUAUUGCAAUCUCCAUGGUCACGGGUGACACCCUGUCAACAGCGAUCUCGAUCGCAACAGCGGUUGGCAUUCCCACAUCCUCGGUACACGCCUCUGCUUCUCCCUCUGAUAAACGCACAAUCAUCGAUCGCCUGCAGAUGAGCGGAGAGCGCGUCGCGAUGGUCGGGGAUGGCAUCAAUGACUCUCCCGCUCUAGCCACUGCCUCUGUUGGCAUUGCCCUGGCCUCGGGCACUGACGUCGCGAUGGAAGCGGCGGAUAUCGUCUUAAUGCGCCCAGAUGACCUCCUUACCGUACCAGCCAGUCUCUCCUUGUCACGAACCGUCUUCACUCGCAUCAAGAUGAAUCUCGUCUGGGCAUGUCUUUACAACGUCAUUGGUCUCCCCUUCGCUAUGGGCAUCUUCCUACCCUUCACAGGCUUUAUGCUUCCCCCCAUGGCAGCAGGUGCAGCCAUGGCCAUGUCCAGCGUAUCGGUCGUCGUCAGUAGUCUACUCUUGAAGCUCUGGCGUCGCCCCUCUUGGAUGAACAUUGAUCGUCUUGAGAAGGAGGUUGCCUCCGGCGCCAUCUCUACUGCAGCUCACCGACGCCAUGCUCGUAGGGCUAGCUGGUGGUCCCCUGCUACUAUUCUUUCCCCCAACGAUUCACGUUCAGUGCGUCGUUAUGUUGUACAUGCUGCUGCUGCGCUGUGGUCUUUGGUGACCGGCAAGCAGUCCGCUCGAGAAGACGACGGCUAUGUUCCCCUGCAAACGGUUGAACCUGUAUGA
Penicillium odoratum is the source of this 3570-nucleotide messenger RNA. It is a transcript of the gene ctpA, whose product is annotated as Cu(2+)-transporting P-type ATPase CCC2. Gene Ontology annotation, biological process: monoatomic cation transport; copper ion homeostasis. The transcript has a single exon. NCBI's taxonomy places the organism in Eukaryota, Fungi, Ascomycota, Eurotiomycetes, Eurotiales, Aspergillaceae. Bases 1 to 3570 code for a protein of 1189 amino acids. The record is from RefSeq and is a predicted model, not a curated record. Gene Ontology annotation, molecular function: ATP hydrolysis activity; copper ion binding; P-type divalent copper transporter activity. Gene Ontology annotation, cellular component: membrane.